This is a messenger RNA of Drosophila busckii, 5021 nucleotides long. RefSeq lists its product as uncharacterized. Lineage: Eukaryota; Metazoa; Arthropoda; Insecta; Diptera; Drosophilidae. Bases 103 to 4695 code for a protein of 1530 amino acids. The record is from RefSeq and is a predicted model, not a curated record. The transcript has 4 exons.
ACUUAAUACAGUAAAAAUGUCAAAUUAAUAUUUGAAGCAUUGAGGACAAAUAAUUUUGCUUGCCAGUCGGGUAAACGACGCUGCAAAAACAGAGGAUUCGCCAUGUCGACAAUAAAACGCCGAGUUAAGGUUAAAAUUCGAUUAGCCAGUGAGUCAAUUCCUACCAAUGCUGACGUUUCAAGUGAUAAAACAACAACAACAAAAGAUUUCCAAUCAGUAUUAAAAGAAUUGUCAAACCCUGAACAUAGAUAUUCUUCUCUGACAAGAAAAAGAAUUGGAGAAUGUUUCGAUUCACGAAGAUAUGGAUGCAGCUACUACAGAUUUGUAGCAUAUAUAAACUGCAAUAGUUCUCUAAAUCGUUGCAAUAUGCAUCUUUUUGCUCUUUUUACCACAUGUUUUCUGAUAUGCUUCGCGCAAACGUCAUUAGUUGAGAAAUCGUCAACAGAUAUGAUCAAUGAGAUGUCUGUAAAAAGCACAGCUUUUUACAAUAAUAAUACUGCUGUUAGUCGUACCCAAAGCAAAUUGUUGCCAGGAAGCAACAACAAUAAUAAUAACAACGUCUCAAUAUCAUUAUCCUCGACAUCUUCGGUUGCGACAAACGGUUACCUCGAUAAUUUGGACAAUUUGGAGCGGAGCUUAGCCGCUGUUCUUAUAAAAGUUGCGUAUGGUACAACAUCGACAACAAAGCGCAGUAUACCCGACAACAGCUACAUUUUGGGGCUUACGACUGUCGCUACACCCCUUCUCACUACUUUAAGAUACCAAACUGCGCAUCAACAACAAAGUUCUGGAAAUCGACAUCGAAAUUAUGAACUUGAUUUGGAAAGAGAUCAUGCCUUGCCAACGUCAGCACCAAAUGCUGAUAUAUUGAAGAGCAACAAUAAUCCGACGUAUCCCAAUCCAAAUCGACAUCAUAGCAGCCCUCACGAGAAAGACAGAGACCGCCAUCGUCAUACAAUGCAAUAUAGUUCGACACCGAUGCCGUCAAUUCCAAAUUUGCUGAAGAAGUUUAACGGACAGCCUACUAUUUCAAUGCAUCCGGCCGAUAUACCAUCAUAUUCACCGCCAUCGCGAUCAUUUUUUACGCCUCCAUUGCCGCCGGAGUAUCAAAAUCCAUUCGCUGAUAAGCCAACAUUGCGCGGAACAAAUAAUGAAGGGAUUAUUGCUAAUACGGGUACUUAUAUAAAUAGGAGACCUAUACCACCGCCUAGUCUAAUGCCUGGGCAUGAAAGGAUUCCAUUUCGUCCACCUGAUCUGACAACUGGUUCAAUAGGAAACACUAACAGUGAGGCCAUCAGCUUGUUGCAACCAAAUGAUGUUAAUAGUAACAGCAACGGCAGUUAUCUAAGCUCUGUAGGCGGUUCUCCAAAAACUAUGAUAGAAAAUGGCGACAAUGUUAAUGCGGAUCGAAAGAAAGCUCUCAAUACUCCAUCACGAAACGAUGCCUCUAAUGGAGGAGCAGAGGCAACAGAGUUAAACAGUAACAGUGCAAAACGGAAUAACCACAAGUUACCUCCUGAUACAAAUAAGAGGCAAGAGGUACUGCCAAACAUUAGAAGAAUUUUAGGCUCAAAUGGCAAGAAUAGUGAUAUUCCCGCUGUACUGCUAAGGCAGGUAACCCAGCGUCCACUUGUAAGCUAUCAUCAGCCACCAGCUUCGCCAAUAGUGUUGAUUGAUGAUUCAUUGCCAAAAUUCGAAAAAGACAGCAGAAGCAGCAACGGCGACACCAAACAUGAUGAUUUUAGCUCUAAUAUAAACAAAAGCAAGCCGUCGCCAACCACUCAAUUAGAUGCCAAUUUAAAUGAGAGAAAUGAAAAUCAGGAUACAGUUACCACACCAGCAGCAGCAGCAGCGGCAAUCGGUGAAGCGUCAGCAACUUCCUUUACUUCAUCGGUUACAACGAAUACACGCCAAAGUGGCGUUAGUAGCACUCCUACGAACACAGGCAAAGCAGGAGGAGUAGGUGUGGGUAGGGAAGAAGCUGCGGCUACAGCGUCAGUUGUUCAUAGUACGUGGACGUGGGCGUGGAACAUACACAUCUAUCUAUCAGUGGUACUUUUUACCAUGCUGUCUGUGUACUCGCUUUACAAACUAUGCACGUACAAUAAGCUUACACAUUUGUUUGCCCAAUCAUAUUUUGUUUAUAUUCACCUUAUACUAAUCUCGAUUGGAGUAAUGCGUAUUAUUUAUUUAUGCUUUGAUGCAUACAAUAUACAUGGCACAUUUCCCAUAUUUAUUGCUGAACUAUUGUUUAACUUGCCAGCGACCUUGCUUACUGUCGCAUUCUCAGUGCUAAUUCUUUAUAUGUUUUUAAAAUCGCUAAAUCACAAAAACAAUCGCUAUUCUGCGCUAGUUCGCCCGCUGACCGUUGUUGUUGGUUGUGGUGUACACAUUGUGCUUUGUGUUACGCUGCAUUAUGUAGAGUCCUAUACGCUACAGAAUCAUCAUAUAUUCUUUCAACAACAGCAGCAACAGCAAUUUUUACGCCGACAACAGCAGCAACAGCAAUUGCUGUCCACGAUGCUGCCUGCGGCAAGUAUAGCGAACCCGCAACCACCACCGCGAGUUCUAUCACUGAUCUGUCAAAUUAUUUAUAUAUUUAUUUGUCUUAGCCUGGGCAUACUCUAUCUAUAUUUGUAUCGUAUUCUUAAACGCAUACUCAGAAGCAAAUCCCAGAACUAUAUACACGGCUAUCAAAACCUUUCAUAUGCCAUACACAUAACCAUUGCAACAGCUCUACUUUUUGUGUUAUUAGCUGUGCUACAAAUCUUUGGUGCUGUGUGUAUUUCUUCGACGCGACCACUGAUGAGUCAGGCCAACAUAGUGGAAGUUGAUUGGCUUCAGUGGGGCUAUCAGUUUUCUCUGCGAUUGAUUGAGAUUGCCAUUAUUACCUUGAUAUCGUGGGUGACUGGCUUGAAAACCAAUAUGGGAGGAAAUGGUCAGGGGAUCGUUAAUAGUGUUAAUAGGGGUGUCCGCAUGGUCGGAACUUCACCUUCAGGAGUAGGGUUAGGGAUGGUAGGAGGAGGUACCACUGCAACAAAUACAAUGCGAGAAAAGAAUGGUGCUGCGUCUACCACUGCUGGACAUCAACAAAAUUCACACACCAAUGUUGCAAACUUUUUUCUUCCGUGCACUUCAAGCAGCAGCCAAGAACAAUUCGAAAACGAUUAUCCAGCUAUUUGCAAUACGAACACCAAUCUCCACACUUACACUAUGCGUACGGGGAAACUUAUUUAUGAUGAUAGCUAUGCCCUUAACCCGUUAGCUGCAACUGCACCACCUCCUGCAACGCCGGGUGGACGACGUGAUGCCGAAUAUCAAUUGCAAGAGCCCAUGUAUCAGCGACCAUACGAUACUGGAUCUAUAAGAAAUGCAGUCAAUCAGAAUAUUUCCGAGUAUAGUGGUGUUAAAACCGCCGAUCGAUAUCGUCGUGCCCAUCAUCAGCAUCCCCAUUUGCAAAUGCAGAUGCAUCAGAUCCGUGGUCACGAUCCGGUAACCUACAUGAGUGCUGAUUAUAUGACCGAUGCUACAACAGAUCACUAUGAAAAUCCAAACUUCGAUUUGGCACACACGGCAACAGUAACAGGUGGCGCAAUGCAAAAAAUAACCAAAAACAUAAUAAGCUCUGCUUCUGGUUCAGCAUCAGCUUCAGUCUCUGGUUCAGGUUCGGGUUCAGGAUCCGGAUCUGGGUCUGGUUGCUCUUCUGGAACUUCUCAACAGCAAAUGCUGCUAUUGCAGAGCGACAGUUGUUAUUCCGAACCAUUGCAGGAGAACUCGAGCUAUGAAUUCAGUAAUUUUGAGCGUCCCGUUUUUAAAGAAAAGUUGCCUGGCAUUUGCCAAAGCAACGAGAACGAAUGCUGGCCGUCAGAUCAAGAGCGGGAGAGAGAUAUUCAUAAGCUUAAAAAAGGACGUGUCGAUCGAAAGCAUCAGAAUAAUGGCACUCUUGAACGCGCUAGCUAUGAGAACCCAGAACGUCGCAGCUCCAAUUCUACAAAUUCCUGUUCCUCUUCAAAUGGUGGUGGACGGUAUUCAAGCUUCAACUCCUAUGAUCGGGCAAGUGGACAGUAUAACGGCUUACGCAAGAGUGGAACGCUCAAUAAUAUUAUAAAAGGAACUACCUUAAAUAAUAAUACUAGUACAUCUGGCCGUGCAAUAAAUGCUGUGCCUGGGGCCAGCAAGCGAGUGAUAAAUGGUGCUCAGACUCUAUCAAUGGUUGACCGCUCACACUACUAUCAACCUCAAGGAAUAAAAAGUGGGCGUCAAAGACAACGGCAUUUGACCAACGAUUUUGAGACAUCGCUCCAACAACAAGGGCAUCAGCAUCAGUACAAUCAUAAUUCUGAGGAUGACGACGAUGAAGGAGAAGAAGAGGAUGAUAUGCUAACAGGCGGUAAUGUAGAGUGCACAAAUUUAAUAACCAACAUAAUCGAUAAUAAUAAACUGGGUCAACAUCACCAGCAUCAACUGCAUGUACAAAACAAUGAAGGCUCAGUAAAUGCUACCAUUGAGAGCGAUGCGAUUGGAUCCUCCGUUGAUGCUGUAUUAGAAGCUUCAACCUCAAGUGCCUCGGACAGUAUAAGUGUCGCUGAGCAAGCAUUCUUGCGAUUUCGCUUAAAUGAGCACGGUGUUCUAGGCAUGCAUCAGCAACAUAGUCGCAGUACGACAGCAACUAAUAUCAAUGGCAUAGAUUGCUAAAUAAACGUAAUAUGAAUGGCAAAGAUUGCUAAUUAAACAGUAAUAAACAAAAAUCCAGAACAAAAUCGAAGGCAACUGUGCAACAAAAUAAAUAUAAUACAUAAAUAUUGAAAAAAAAUGUAGUACAUGCUCUUGUAAUGUAGCUAAACUUAAAAUGAAUUUCUUAAUGAAAACUAAGAUUCAUUCAAGUUUUAACCGCAAGAGAAUCGAUUGCCGACGCUGGCGCCGCUGCUGCUGCUUUCUGCCAAUUCUUGUAAUAAAUUUGUCAUAUUCUAUUCUCUUUAAACUUGUGAUAUAUACAUGUAAAAACUCAUACACACACAAAA